AUGUUUGACGCGGCCUGGCCAGACAAACGCUGCAUCUCCAUGUCAUCAAGGGACAUCCAAAGCUCAGGCGCGGACGCGUUGUGGUUGGCGCUGACAUUGCCGAGAAGGCUGUUGAACUUGCCGCAGCGCGGCUGUGGGUGCGUUCUGUGUCGACGAAUUUGGUAUCGUGACUGGACAGGCUGCACGGAUCGCUAUCGGCAAAGUCGGGGUCCAAGAGGAAACAGGUGCAAGUUGUUUUGUAAGUCGCCCAUGUUGGCACGCGAUCUGAGCGGAGGCUUCCGGGGCCGCAAAGUUAUCCAAGCGCAACUGCGGUGGAGAAACGGCCCUGGUCCCAGCACAGCCUCCCUCCAAGUAAAGUCCCAGCAGCAGGCCAAGCUGCUCAUGAAAGAUGCCCUGCACAGGAGUGAGGACGAUGCUGAAAUCGAGAAGGAAUGGGAAGAAAUUGCACGUCGCAGUGAGGAACUUGCCAAAGAGGCGAGGGAAAGCCGUGGCAAAGUGGCCGCGCAGCAAGACGCUCUCAGCAAGCCGAUCUCCUACAAGGAGGUUCAGGCAUGGCUUCAGGACAUAGCUUCCACGAAGGCCGUGGCCUCUGCGUCCUCAGACAAAACAGGCUCCAAGCCUGAUGGAGAACUUGGAGAUGAAAAGCCCGGACAGCCAUGUGAGGAGUUCAUCUUUCAUCUGAAAGCGACACCGUUUGACUUCAACGACAGAGUGCACUACCGCAUGCUGCACACGAUGUACAGCAAGCUAGCGCGCUGCAAGGUCUGCCCGCGGAUUGGCAGCCAUUGGGAGGUUUUGGGUUUCCAGGGCACCGAUCCGCAGACCGACCUCAAUCGUGCGGGCGGUUUGCUGAACGUCAUCCACAUGUUCUUCUGCUUUGUGCACUUCUUUGAGGUAUUCCAUGCUGUCUUUCGGCUUUCUCAGGACGAUCAACAGCAUUUUCCACUUGCCGCGGUUUCCAUCAACAUUACAAAGAUUGUCAUGGACGAACUGAUUGCUGGAAGCCUUUCCAGCGAAAUGGGCGGCACAGACGACGGGGUCAUCCGUGCUGCCGAGACCACUUGCCGAAUUUUCAGCAGCGGACUGUACCACUUUUACAGCAGGUGGCGGACGCAGAAACGCACCAUCAGGCACACGGCAUGUCAGAGCGAUGCUGAGCAGCCAGCCAGCAACGUUGCUAGAAGAGCUGGACCAGGCAGCUGGAAGAUGCUACUGAAUUUACGGACCUACAUCUCGCAGAUCAUCAUGAGGUCCGACGGUGUCCUUCCUUCCGCAGUUAUGGCCAAGUCUAUGUCAACAACACAACACAUGGCCUGCAGAGGCGACUUUGUUGCGUUUGCGCAGAAACACCUGUCCCUGCGAAGGGGGUGCUGGCAGACCCGGAUCGUGGCAGAUGCAGGCCUGCACAGACUGCGCUUCGGCCAUGGCGGCCUCUCCUACUGUGUGCAGGCACUACCAAGCAGCCGAGUGAUCCCAAGUGAGGGCUCCGAAGUGCCGAACUGGAGCAAGGAUUGCAUGCCUUCUGCCCAAGAUGGGCAGGCAUCGCCAGAGAAUGAUCCUGCCCAAGUGGUUUCAGUUGGUUUGCAAGAGGAAGCACUGCGAGUGCUGGAUCAGGCAGUCGACGCCCUUGCGCUGCUGAUUGCGGCCUGGGCUGGACACGCGCAUGGCAUGUGCACAGUGCGCGCUUGCGCAGCGGCAGGGGCAGACGUGCGGAAUCGUGCGGACAAGUCAUGGUCUCCUGGCCCAGGCCUGGGAAGCGUCUCGGUGGAGGGCUGCUCUCCAGAAGCAGAUUCAGGUGAGAAGGAAAAGCCAGCAACAGUAUCAACAGAUAAAAAAGAGCUCAGUCGCUUGGUGAAGGACGACGAGCCAAAGUCGAUGCUGAACGGCCCCGACGGUGAUGACUCCGAACAUGAGGACGCGCAGCCAGCAACAUGCGGCCCAGCGCAAGUCGUGCCAGACGGUGCAUGUGUACCUGUUCAGCAUGAUUCAGAUUCAGGGCUGCAUUUGCACACGUGCGAUGAUGCAGCCAGCGCGGAUGCUGGAGAAGCAGCUCCAGACAUCUUCACGGAAGCUGCAAGUGAUCCUGAUUGCAACCUGAUCGAAGAGCCGGCGCCAGAGGGCUUGGAAGCUUCCCGUGAGGAGGCUGGAGAGGAGGAUGCUCCUGACCGGGAAAUAUCACCUGAUUCAGGCUGUCAGGACUCUUUGACAAGGGCAAGCAGCUUAAGCAUCCAGCUGGAGCAGGAGCCUGCUGUGUGCUUAGCUCCGCAGUCGGGAGGAAGCCGAGAAGCAGAGAUUCCCAAUUCGCCGGUCAUGGCGGAGACAUGUGUGGAGCCACCCAUGACGCAGAUAGAAUCAGCAAGUGAAGUCGGUGACGUGAACGAUGUGUCCGAAGCAGAAGUCUCGGCGGAAGACCGACACUGGCACUUGGCUCACACUGCAUCGACUUGCUCUGGAAAGGCUGAGAUACCGACUCAGAAAGAAACCUCAAAGGACCCAAAUGCAAGCUCUGCAGAUGGGAUCGUUUGGGACGAGUCCAGAGGCAAGCCCGCAGAGGCCUCUUGGCGUCCGAGCUUACGGCCUGCGGUUCGCAAGGAGCCUGGCCUGGAGGACGAUCAGACAGACGAAGAAGCCGACGGCCCCAUCCUUGAGCACGCGCAGGCGCGAAUUUGGUGCCGGCGUGAUCGAGGAUUGGAUGGAAGCAAUUCCGACUCCAUUCAAAGCAGCUCGAGCCGUGGGAAGCCACGAAGAGCUUUUUACAAAGCACGGCAGCCGCCAGAAAUGUGA
This is a messenger RNA of Symbiodinium natans, 2784 nucleotides long. The record is from the annotation of a GenBank genome assembly. Lineage: Eukaryota; Dinophyceae; Suessiales; Symbiodiniaceae.